Messenger RNA from Bolinopsis microptera, 1597 nucleotides. RefSeq lists its product as uncharacterized. The record is from RefSeq and is a predicted model, not a curated record. Lineage: Eukaryota; Metazoa; Ctenophora; Tentaculata; Lobata; Bolinopsidae. The coding region runs from base 310 to 915 and encodes 201 amino acids. The transcript has 4 exons.
AUACUUUUAGUGCAGUAGUAGUAGUAGUAGUAGAAGUAACUUGUGCGUGAUUCUUUUGCAGUUUUUUUAGGACUUUUGUUCACUUUUUUCAUGUAGGAAUCUUUUCAGUAUUGUAUUGGCAGCAUACUCCUACUGUAACAUAAUUCAUUCUAUAUCAUUACCAAAAUAUGUGUCACACGUAGAAAAUGAGAUCGGAGAUCAAAUUCAACUGAACGACAGAUCAGAUAUCUCAUAUUUGUAGAAACAAGUCUGGAACCACCAAGUGAAAAUAACACAUAAACAACACUCCACAUCCUUCACUGACAAAAAAUGGGUGAAUUCGACUCUGAUUCCGACUCAGACGACUUGGAGGCCAUGUUUCCCGACAGUCCCGGACCGGAGGAUGUGAUAAAAAUAGAACAGACACAGAAAUCAGCAAAAGAGAAAUCUCGUAUCUCCCUAACUCAACCGGCCUCCCUCUCGGGACCAACCAUCAGCAAAAAGCUGAAACCGCUGUAUAUCAGCAUGCUGAAGAAGGAGGUAUUCAUCUUUUCCGCGACAAUAUCAGACGACAACAUGAGAAUAAUCCCGGAUGGUAUGAACCUGAUAAAAGAAAUGAAGUUGGAUAAAAUGGACUUCAAGACAAUGCAGAAACUAGUGGAUGAGUAUUUAAAAGAUCUGCGGAGGGUCACCCCUUUUACAGAGUACAAAAAGCCCAGGUACGUAUUCGUGAACAAUCUCUUGAAGCCCAUUCUCAUCUCCUUCAUACCACAUGGGUCAGACUUGGACAAGAAGAUGUAUUUUGAAGGGACAACAAUGAGUCUGAAAGCAUCCCUAAAGUGCGCUCUCCCGAUACAGCACGCCAAAACAUACGAAGAGCUAGAGCUUAUGAUCAAAACAGCGGCUAAACAGUACCGACAGAAACAACUGGAAUAGUUACUCUAUUAAAUUUUAACCGGCAAUUGUAGCCAGACAUUAUCGGCAGAACUAUUUGUCAGACUCAGAGACACUAUUAGUAUUAUUUGGGGACAAUGUUCGCGUCCCCAAAAAUUAUCAUACCAGGCCACGGUAAGCGGACUGAAUUCCUACCGAACAGAAUCCCUGCGGUGAACUUCGCAAACUAAAGACAAAAGCUGGUGUGUUUUCACAGACUUUUGAUUUCUGUUCAAAUUGAAAUAGAAGAUUCUACACGCUUCUAAAUGUUCAAUGUUUCAGCCAAUAUCUUGUACGGUACACGCCUAAUUACUGUGAAGUAGGUUGUCACUUUUCGCUCUCUCGAGUGGGAAGAGCAUGACGUCACACCACGUGUCAUGACGUCACACAUAUACGAAUACCAUUCGAAAUCUUCCUUUUUUCCGAUACGAUAGUUAAUCGAAUACCGUUUGUUGUGUUUUUCACGUAGCAGUUACUGUGACUAGCAACGUUCCGAAGAAUGAAGAUAGUAUUUAUAUUGAGCGAUGUUCCGGAGAAUACAGUGCAGGUGGUGUUAGCAAGCAGGAUUUCCGAUAUGCUCAAUCUGUUUUGCUUGUUGACUGUUGAGUUCUGUGAAUGUUAUUACAUGUAUCAUUACUUGUAUUGGACAAUGCAUACAACUUGUUAAAAAAUAAUAAAUUAAUGA